AGCGCACGCGGCGGGAUCUCUUUCCCUUUUAGCGCCAUCAGAGAGCGGGAGUCUCGCGCUGUUCACUGCGCAGCAGCACCGCCUCAGACAGACCUCUGCACAUCAGGCUCUCGGAAACAAAACGGUGAAACAACAUGGCAGAUCUUGACAAUAAAGACCAGACUGAAAUGGACCCAGCAGAUAUGGAGGAUGUUGAAGAGGUGGAGGAAGAGGAAACUGGGGAAGACAACAGUAAAGCACGUCAGCUGACGAUGCAGAUGAUGCAGAACCCUCAGAUUCUUGCGGCGCUGCAGGAGAGGUUGGAUGGGCUCGUGGGAUCUCCCUCAGGGUACAUGGAGAGCUUACCAAAGGUGGUGAAGAGACGCGUCAAUGCCCUUAAGAACCUCCAGGUCAAAUGCGCUCACAUCGAAGCAAAAUUCUAUGAAGAAGUGCACGAACUGGAGCGAAAAUACGCUGCUUUGUAUCAGCCCCUCUUCGACAAGCGGAGUGAUAUCGUGAAGGCAGCAUACGAACCCACAGAUGAGGAGUGUGAGUGGAAACCAGAUGAAGAGGAAGAGCUGACAGUAAGUAAGCAGGAGGAAAUGAAGGAAAAGGCCAAAGUGGAGGAAGAGAAGAAAGACGAGGAGAAGGAAGACCCUAAAGGAAUCCCAGAAUUCUGGCUCACAGUUUUCAAGAACGUCGACCUUCUCAGCGAAAUGUUGCAGGAACAUGAUGAACCAAUCCUUAAGCACUUACAAGACAUUAAAGUUAAAUUCUCAGAUGCAGGCCAACCAAUGAGUUUCACAUUAGAGUUCUACUUUGAACCCAACGAUUUCUUCGCAAACACAGUCCUGACAAAGACCUACAAAAUGAGGUCUGAGCCAGACGAGUCGGAUCCCUUCUCUUUCGACGGGCCUGAGAUCAUGGGCUGCACAGGGUGCACGGUCGACUGGAUUAAGGGCAAGAACGUCACAUUGAAAACCAUUAAGAAGAAACAGAAACAUAAGGGACGUGGCACUGUGAGGACGGUCACCAAGACAGUCCCCAAUGAUUCGUUCUUCAAUUUCUUCUCUCCGCCUGAAGUUCCAGAAAGCGGUGAACUGGACGAGGACUCUGAGGCCGUGUUAGCAGCAGACUUUGAGAUCGGUCACUUCAUCCGCGAGCGGAUCGUGCCCAGGGCAGUGCUAUACUUCACCGGCGAGGCCAUCGAAGAUGAUGACGAUGACUAUGACGAGGAGGGAGAGGAAGCCGAUGAUGAGGAGGGUGAAGAGGAGGCCGACGAGGAGAACGAUCCAGACUAUGAGCCCAAGGUAUAAGUGAUGUCUGUAGUAACCCUGCCCUGAAGGAUGCCAACCCUCCAGAGGAGUGCAAACAGCAGUGAUGGCGGCGCCACCUCCUUCAGGAUCCCCUACACUGUAACGGCUUCAAACAAACAUAGUUACUUAACGCCUUACAAUGUUUUGUAUUUUUCUUGGUAGGAAUAAUUGAAAAAUUAAAUAAAAGGGUUUCGAGAUUUUUGUUACAAAAAAAGAAAAAGGAAAAACCACCACACACCUCCUCUAUCGGGAGCCGCGGCUCAUGACGCAUAGUAUUUUACUAGAUCGGUUUCUUUCGUUUUCCUCUGUAUAAAUAGAUAGAAUGCAGAAAAUCCCUCGAAGCAUGACACUUGUUUCUUCACCGCUAAACUAGUUGGGUUCUCGUAAAGUCUUUUGUAUUGCUCUUAGACAACAGCUGUGGAAAGACGGUCCGGUUUACAGGAGAAGCGUCCGGAGAGAUUCAUUCGGUUAACAUUCCACGAAAACGUUGGCUGUUUUAGGUUGAGAGGAUGUUUAAAGCUCGGUGGAGACUGAUGCAUAUUCCCCAUCCGUUUAGUCGGCGCUCUGCUGCAUGACUCCUUUCUUUUCUAUGAGCACUUUGUGUUUUCGCCAUGUAUCCGUAGUGUUUAU
This is a messenger RNA of Sinocyclocheilus grahami, 1925 nucleotides long. Its product is annotated as nucleosome assembly protein 1-like 1. The record is from RefSeq and is a predicted model, not a curated record. The transcript is spliced from 16 exons. Lineage: Eukaryota; Metazoa; Chordata; Actinopteri; Cypriniformes; Cyprinidae. Gene Ontology annotation, biological process: nucleosome assembly. Gene Ontology annotation, cellular component: nucleus. The coding region runs from base 135 to 1295 and encodes 386 amino acids.